CUUUCACUUCAAAGCAAUAAGACUACUGUGGAAGGGUGUCUAUCUGUUCUUUUUCCUGCCACACUUUUGACCUCACCCUCAUCCAUCCUACACCACAACAAGGUUCAUUCAUGUCUUGAGCCUGACUCUCCGCGGCCUUCACUCUGCUAGUUCUCAUUGAGCUGCCUUCACUUUGCUGGUUCUCAUUGAGCUUCUCUGCUUUUCAAACAGUACAGCAAUCCAACCUCUGAAUACAAAACCACGUCGACUGGCAUCUAUCAAUCAUUGCUCCCCAUCAUAUCCUACCUUUCCUCGGAUCAAUCCAAGAUGCGCAGACCAAGCAGUGUCGCACCUGACCGUACAGGCACUCAUCAUCAGCCCAUCAUGAUCGAUGAUGAUGACGACGACUACAUGAAUACGAACAUGUACAAUAUGAUCACUAUCGACGAUAAAGAGGGCAAUCCCUAUGAUACGAUCACUAUCGAAGACGACAACAUCGAUGAUGAUGACGUGGAAUUUAUUUCUGAGCGAACUCCGGUCACUGACAACGAUGCUCGCUGGGGCGCGCCCCAAUCGUCAAGCCCUGCAAGUACCCCCAAAAGAAGACCAAAAAGACCCUUCGUUGUCUACGAGCCCAGGACGAAGCCUAUUGUCAACACGGCAUUCCUUGAAGCACAUUGGGUCUCGGACAAGCACUGUGUCGUUCCCGGUCUUACCGUUGAGCUGCGCAUAGAUCCCAGUGCUCCCUUCAAGUGCGGUGAUUUCCUUCGUAUCGAGAGCAUAUUUGAGGAUCUGGACACCAAGAAUGUCUACCUUAGAGGUAUUCUCUUCCGUCGCGCUAGGACUCUAGAGGGCAUGCUUCCCAAAAAGCUCAACGAAGUGUAUCAAGUCCUUCAGCAUAACCUAGGAGAUUCCCGUCCUAUCCACACGCAAUCUCUCCAUGACGUUCCUGUCAAUCUGGCCACUGGAAUUCGUGGCUUGAGACACACCAAUGCUCUGUUCCCUCAAAACAGUUUCCGCACAUUCGAAGACAUGACUGGACGAAACCCAGCUUUUGUCCAAGCCAAUGCCGGGCUCACAUGCAGAUGGAAAAGAGUCUUCCAGUACACUAACGCCACGGAUCUGAUGACUGGCUAUCCACAUGUGCAGUCUCUUGAGAGACUGACCGACGCCGAAUGUGAUGAAGGUCUGGCCAUUCCGGACUUCAUGCUGCGUCGAGCUGUUCCCGAAGUCGACUCUGACCUCUCUGUCGUUGACCUUACUGCUGAAGAAGCAGCCAGCAAAGAUGCUAAGGGCUUAGCGGAUAUCCUAGGUCAGAUGGGAAAGAUGCGCAUCUCGGACCUAAGGGCCGACUCAGCCUUCACAUUCGCCGACUUCUUCUGUGGAGCUGGAGGCGUUUCGGUCGGAGCUAAGAUGAGUGGCUUCAAGAUUUUGUACGCCGUCGAUCACGACAAGGAUGCCUGCUCUACAUAUCGUCUCAACUUCCCUGGCACACAAGUGUUUGAAGAAAGCAUUCACGACAACUUGACUUGUCGCAAGCAGAGCAAUGCGCAUGUUCGUUGUUGCCACAUGAGUACGGUUUGCAAGACUGUCUCUACCGCCUACACCGUCAGAGGCAAGAAUCACGACGCUAACGAGGCGACUCUUUUUUGUAUUUCGGACAUCCUGCGCAAGGCUACGCCUAUGGUUGCUACGCUUGAGCAGACCUUUGGUGCUCUCAACAAGGGCAAGAAGCAGAUUUUCAACGACUUCGUCUGGCAGUUUACUUCCAUGAACUACUCAGUCAAGUGGGCCGUUCACACUCUCUCUGAGUAUGGUGUCCCUCAAGCCCGAAAGCGUCUCAUAAUGCUCGGAGCCUGCCCUGGUCAUCCAUUGCCAGACUUUCCUUUACCCACUCAUUCUCCCUCUCCCGCCAACCCUGUUGUCGGUCUGAGGCCCUCAGUGACCAUUGCCGAUGCCCUCCAACCCAUCCGCCACAAUACACCAAACCACAACCCAGGCAACCUGGAUCCCAAAGACUUCCUGCCAUACAGCCCUCACCAGCUGGUGAGAGGAUGCAUAACCACUAGCGGUGGCUUAAACAACUGGCAUUACAGUGGCAAGCGUCAUUACACCGAGCGAGAGUUUGCGUGCUUCCAAACCUUCCCCCUGGACCAUGUGUUCAUUGGCAACAGAACUUCUGUCGUUCAGCAAGUUGGAAACGCAGUCCCACCUGCGUUCUCCUCGAAGCUUUACGCAAGCAUUCGCAAGUGCUUCGAAGAGGUUGACGAGGAAGAUCGUGAAAGAGUUGCACCUAUCGAUUUGACUCACGACGACGACGACGUUGAUGUCGACAUCGAGCAAAUGAUGAAAGACGAGAGAGUUGUUAUGGACUUGACUUGAGUUACAUGUGCUGUAUGGACUUUUCUGCCUCUUUCACGUUCUUCACAAGUCAGCCAGCCACAUUGUUUUUUCCCCUGCAUGUUUUCCUU
Messenger RNA from Aureobasidium pullulans EXF-150, 2450 nucleotides. Its product is annotated as S-adenosyl-L-methionine-dependent methyltransferase. Lineage: Eukaryota; Fungi; Ascomycota; Dothideomycetes; Dothideales; Saccotheciaceae. Gene Ontology annotation, cellular component: nucleus. The record is from RefSeq and is a predicted model, not a curated record. The coding region runs from base 307 to 2361 and encodes 684 amino acids. Gene Ontology annotation, molecular function: methyltransferase activity. The transcript has 2 exons.